This is a messenger RNA of Elaeis guineensis (African oil palm), 1455 nucleotides long. RefSeq lists its product as uncharacterized. The record is from RefSeq and is a predicted model, not a curated record. NCBI's taxonomy places the organism in Eukaryota, Viridiplantae, Streptophyta, Magnoliopsida, Arecales, Arecaceae.
AUGGACAAAGGCCUCAGGGUGAGGCCUUCUGGUGUCAGCGGCGUCAUGAACUCCAUAUUUGUUUCCGCGGCAACGAAAGCAUCGAAGAUGCUCGUGGCCGCCGCGUCGGCGGCGGUGGCCACCGGAGAAGGGGAGAGGUGGCAGCCGAUGAACACGGUGCGGUACCUGGUGAUGCUGACCAUUUGGGCUAACGUCUGGGUGCUCCGCAUCGUAACGGAUGUCUUCCCUCCUCCUCCUGCUGUUCUUUCCCUGCUAGAUUUUGGUGUUGAAGGAUUGAUUGACAAGAAGCAGCAGUCCUCCUCUACGGCCAUUGUUUUGCAUGGAGGAAGUGGAGGUGGGCUCCGCGCAUGCACUACAGCCAUAGGGAGAGCUCUCUCGCAUAUCUUGGUGAUCCUGAACGAACUCCCGUCGACGUCGACAAAGUACGAGUUUGUACUGGCGAUGGCGGACAGAAUAGUGACGGAGAAUGUCCAGCUGGGGCACGGGGAGCUGCUGGAGGUCAACCGGGCCGUCCUCGCCUCCGGCUUUUCCCGCACCAGCGAGCUCCUCUGCCGCGCCCUCCAGCGCUCCUCCUCCAUCACCGCCACCUGGCCGUCUCGCGUCCUCAGCCUCCUCCCCCUCGGCCCCCGCCUCGCCGCCUUCUACGACGGCCUCCGCCUCUGCCUCGGCGGCCUCCUCCCCCCCGCCGCCGCCGCCGCCGGCGCCCUCCGCCCCUACAAGUCCCACCAGCAGGUGACGGCUAAUGCGGACGAGUGGCUGGAGGCGGAGAAGCUGGCGCACGAGCUGCUUUGGAUCACCAACAAGCUGAGGACGUCCUCGGCCCUCGGUGAGGCGAUCGUGCGGUGGGCGUUCGCAUCCGGGCUGGCCUCGCUGUCGCUCGCUGCUCAUCCCAGGGUUCACUGUCCGAUCGUCAAGAUCACAGUUUUGUUACUCCGAGAGCUGGCACGUGGGGAGUGGGAGGCAGCGAGGGAGGUGACGUUUGGGAUACUGGCGUUGUGGCUACCCCUGCUAUGCUACGCUAGCCACGGGGUGACAAGCCCGGUGCUAUCGGGGAUGGAAAAGUGGGAGAUGGAGAGGGUGAUCGAAGACCUCAUCGCCGGCCUGCCGUGGGACGACCAGGAGAUCAUCCUCCGCAACUGGCUUGAGGACUUUUCUGCAUCCGACUCUGAUUGGCCCAACCUCUCGAGGUCAUUCGACCGGUGGUGUCGGUAUUCACGCAAGCUUCUUUGGACCGGAAUGCUAAGAAAGCCAAUAGCCCACCCCGAACUGAAACUAGCCCUGAUGCUAUAUGAUAUUUUCCGUCUUUUCCGUGGGUCCUGCUCCUCCAAGUACCAUGCUGUGGGUCCUGCUCCUCCAACUACCAUGCUGUCUUGCUCAGACUUUCUUUGGAUCAUUCCAGGACCGCCUAUCCACCUGGAAGAAGAUGCCCCACCACCAACCUCCAUCAAAGGUUGA